Messenger RNA from Anolis carolinensis (green anole), 1191 nucleotides. It is a transcript of the gene sntn, whose product is annotated as sentan, cilia apical structure protein. Lineage: Eukaryota; Metazoa; Chordata; Lepidosauria; Squamata; Anolidae. The coding region runs from base 343 to 786 and encodes 147 amino acids. The transcript has 5 exons. Gene Ontology annotation, molecular function: calcium-dependent protein binding; transition metal ion binding; calcium ion binding. The record is from RefSeq and is a predicted model, not a curated record.
UUUAUGUAUUUUGUGUAUGUUUGUUUCAGUCAGUGUUUUAUUUUGCAGAAACUAGGUCAGUGGUUCUCAAUCUGUGGGUCCCCAGGUGUUUUGGCUUACAACUUCCAGAAAUCCCAGCCAGUUUACCAGCUGUUAGGAUUUCUGGGAGUUGAAGGCCAGAACAUCUGGGGACCAACAGGUUGAGAACCACUGAUCUAGGGGUUUCAAGUUCUUAAAAUGGUCUGAACUUUCCCUGCUUAUUACCUAUGGUCACUGCUGAAAUAAAACAACAGAAGGGGAAUGAUUCCAUGUGUCAUGUAAGUUGCUUAGAGAGGAUACACCGUUGCCCAAACAUAGAGGAAAAUGUGUGGCUGUACGUCCAGUACUGGGAAUAAAAAAAACAACCCUUCUAAUCAGUCAGGGGAUAUUUCAAAGAAAAAAAGAAACAACACUUCAACAAAAAUGCCCAAACAUAUUCCCAUUCCCAAGCAGCUGGCUUCCAUAAAAGCUCUAGAGAAAGGCUCUGAUCUUGAGAAAGCAAUUGCUACAGCAGCUUUGGUUUUUGACAACGCUGCAGAUGCUGAUGGGAAACUCAGCAAGUCUGAUGCAAAACAGCUACUCGAAAGCCAGUUUAUACAUUUCAUGCAGGGUCAGGAAACCAAACCAAAAUACCAGGAAAUAAUUUCUGCUCUUGAUGAGAACAAAGAGGACAAAAUCUACUUUGAAGAUUUCAUGGUUCAGCUGCUUAGUCUCACCCUGAUGUCUGACCUUCGUCAAGAGAUCCAAAAUGUGCGAAAAACUAAGUGAUUAAGAGUAUUUAAUAGAAGUCAAAAACCAAGCAGUGGGGGAAAGAGAAUAUGAUUUUAGGGAAGGAGCUAAAGCUAGAAUUCUCUCUAAUAGAUUAUCAUAAAUUUGCAGGAGAAAAGUCAGAAUGACUCUUGGGUCACAAUUUCAAUAUCCAAGUUUUGAUGAGAAAUGAGAAGCAGAAACUCGUGUUUAGUCUCUGCUAAUUGUAAAAAUGUUUCUUCAAACAUAGUGGACCUUACGUCUUUGUAAAUAUGCCCAGGGUUGAACUGUAAAAGAUAGUCUGAUUAAACUUCGCAAUGAUUUUUUUUGUGUCAGGAGAUACUUGAGAAACUGCAAGUCGCUUCUGGUGUAAGAGAAUUGGCUGUCUGCAAGGACGUUGCCCAGGGGGAGCCCAGUUGUUUUGAU